UGCCGCUCUGCUUCUCUCUCCUCCCGUGCACCCGUGCCCCCAGUCCGCCUUCAAUCCCCGAUCUUCGAAUCCCAAUCCCAAUCCCAGCUCGCAGCUUGCAGGGAGAAUCAGAGCUCGCCGCCGUCUCCUCGCUCCCAGGCUGAGGUUUCCUUCCGCGAUUUGGCUCCGAAACCGCGUCCUUGAAGGACUUCUUGUCUUGCCUUCUUGGUCGUCGAUUUUUGCCCCCAAAUCCCAGUCGUCUCCGCCGUUAUUGGAGCGGAGGGAGGGGGAUACUGCUCAACAUUCGGCUGUCUCUUGGAGCAAAGCUAAGGUUUUAGCCGAUCUCUGCGAGGUUCUUGGCGAUUCCUGCGCGCAAAACCGGUCGCCUCUGAUGGUGGCGAGGAUGAUGCGGUGGCCGCGGCCGCCGGCGCGGCGCAAGUUCAGCGUACGGCUGGUGGUGCGGCGGGCGGAGGGGCUGCUGCAGCCUCCGGUGGAGCCCGCCUCGCCGGAGCGGGAGGCAGCGGGCGCCAGGCUGCCGAGGGUCGCGGCGGAGGUGAGGUGGAAGGGGCCCAGGGCGUCGGCGCUGGGCUCGCUGCGGCGCGCCGUGGUCAGGCGCAACCGCACGCGGGAGGAGGAGGCGGCGUCGUGGGAGGAGGAGUUCGAGAGCGUCGUGACGCUCACGGCCGCGUCGCUCCGAGAGGGCGCCGCGUUCCAGCCCUGGGAGCUCGCCUUCUGUGUGUUCAGCGAUGUCAACAAAGGCCCAAAGAAUAAGCCAUCAAUUCUAGGAACUGCCUCCCUUAACCUAGCAGAGUAUGCAUCAGCAGCUGAUGAGGAGAUCGAGAUAAUUCUCCCAUUGUCUGUGCCUGGUGGUGCACCUGAACUGCUCUCAUCACUUCAUCUCACUCUGAGUAUGGUGGAACUAAGAGCAUUUCAAGAAACAUCCGAUGCAUCACAACGACCUGCUGCAACUUUGCCAUUGUCCCCAUCAUCUGGUGAUUCUCUUCCCGGAGGAAAAGAUGAAGUUUCGGUUAUUAAAGCAGGGCUGAGAAAGGUGAAAAUUCUCACAGAUCUGGUGUCGACACGAAAGUCCAAGAGGACUUGCCAAGAGGAUGGAGGCAGCGAAGAUAAGUGCUGUGUCAACAGUGAUGGUGCUGAAUAUCCAUGUGAUACUGAGUCUCUCGAUGACGAUAUGGAAGUCAGAGCACAAGAAGAUGAAGCUGGGGAUUCAACUAUCAGGAAGUCCUUCAGUUAUGGCUCACUGCAGUCUGUCAAUUACGUUGGUGGCCUAGUUUAUGCCCAUGCAAAGAUUGAUGGGGUUAAUGAGGACUGGAUCUAUUAUAGUCACCGGAAAUCUGAUGUUGGUUAUCAUGUAGAGGAAGUGUUGUCAUCGACUGCUGAGCAGACUGUGUUGCCAACUGCUAAACGGAGUAUCCUUCCCUGGAGAAAGAGGAAGUUGAGUUUACGUUCACUGAAGGCUAAAGGUGAACCUCUGUUGAAAAAGGCAUAUGGAGAAGAGGGAGGUGAUGAUAUUGAUUAUGAUCGACGUCUGCUAACAUCUUCUGAUGAAUCUGUUUUGGAGGGCUCACGAGGCGAAGAUGGAUCAUCUAAUGGUAUGGUGUCAGAAUUUGGUGAUGACAAUUUUGUUGUGGGGAAUUGGGAGUUGAAGGAAAUAUUUAGUCGUGAUGGCCAUAUGAAGCUUUCUUCCCAGGUGUUCUUUGCAUCAAUAGACCAGAGAAGUGAGCGAGCUGCUGGGGAGAGCGCAUGUACAGCACUUGUGGCUGUUAUUGCAGAUUGGUUCAAAGCAAAUCAGAAUAUGAUGCCUAUUCAGUCACAGUUUGACAGCCUUGUCCGCGAAGGAUCAUUAGAGUGGAGAAACCUUUGUGAAAAUGAGACAUAUAUAGAGCGUUUUCCUGACAAGCACUUUGAUCUUGAAACUGUCCUUCAUGCCAAGAUCCGCCCACUCACAGUAUCUCCCAGCAAAUCUUUUAUUGGAUUCUUCCAGCCCGAAGGCGAUGAUGACAUGAGCGGCUUUGAGUUUCUUAGUGGUGCCAUGUCAUUUGAUAACAUCUGGGAUGAGAUUACCCAGGCAGCAGAGUUCUCAUCUACUGUUAACCCUAAUCUAUACAUAGUGAGCUGGAAUGACCAUUUUUUUCUCCUGAAGGUUGAACGUGAUGUAUAUUACAUUAUCGAUACCCUUGGAGAAAGGCUCUGUGAAGGGUGCAGCCAGGCAUACAUUUUGAAGUUUGACAACAAUACCACAAUUCACAAGGUACCUGCCGAAAAGAAACCAUCUAGCCCUGACUCAAGUGGACCAUUAAAGGAUUCUUCAGGUUCAGAGAGCUCUUCAACUGAGCCUGACAGUGAGAAUGACAUCGAAGAGAACAUACUUGUGUCGAAGGGCAAGGAAUCAUGCAAAGAAUACAUCAAGAGUUUUCUGGCAGCCAUACCAAUCAGGGAACUACAGGUGGACAUCAAGAAAGGACUGAUGGCAUCAACCCUGUUGCACCACCGCCUCCAAAUUGAGUUCCACUACACCCAAUCUUCUCCAAAAGAGAUUGCAUCACCCCCUCAACUUCUUACCAUCAAUGCCCCCUUUGAGUUCUCAUGGCCUGAGCCACCACCAACAAUGGAAGUUGCACUAACACCUGCGGUCUCCAUUGUAUAGCUUGUCACCAUGGUGGCUGAGAUGCGAGACAACCUGCCCUGAUGUUUAACAUCAAGAGCCUCUUUUUUCCUUGGGCCACUGCAUUAAGGGGAACCUAGAUGAAGAUUUUGUUUCCUUUCUAAUUUUGCUCAUGUAUUAUCUAAUAUGAACUGACUACUAUAGGUCUUCCUCCCAGGCAUAGGAGCCUUCUGCCUGCAUUUUGUAUAGAGGUGUAUGCUCCUAUCUUCUCUCAUCUGCUGGGUUGUAGUCUUUUGGAACCUUGUAUUUAGUCGAUGAGAGAUAUACCUUCGUUAUAAUUAA
Molecule: messenger RNA, 2944 nt
Organism: Phragmites australis (common reed)
Lineage: Eukaryota; Viridiplantae; Streptophyta; Magnoliopsida; Poales; Poaceae
Exons: 4
Coding region: 371-2644 (757 amino acids)
Source: RefSeq, a predicted model, not a curated record